AUGGCAGAGAGAGAUAACGGCGAUGCAGCUGCGGUGACGGUGACUGUUACCCCAAUUGUGGUUCGAUAUAGGGGUGUUAGGAAGAGGCCGAGGGGGAGGUACGGAGCUGAUAUUACAAACCCCAUCCAGAAGGUACGUGUCUGGCUUGGAACUUUUGAUACGCCCGAACAAGCAACAAGGGCUUAUGAUACCGCGGCCAGGAUGUAUCGCGGCUCUAAAGCCAAACUUAAUUUCCCGGAUAACGUAGAAAUUCCUAAUAAAAAUGAGGAGAAUCUCCAUCAUGAGCUCAAUCUUGACCUCACCCUUGCUCUGCCAGGGAACAUGUGA
Messenger RNA from Solanum dulcamara, 327 nucleotides. RefSeq names its product ethylene-responsive transcription factor 9-like. The coding region runs from base 1 to 327 and encodes 108 amino acids. The record is from RefSeq and is a predicted model, not a curated record. The transcript has a single exon. Gene Ontology annotation, biological process: regulation of DNA-templated transcription. Gene Ontology annotation, molecular function: DNA-binding transcription factor activity; DNA binding. Lineage: Eukaryota; Viridiplantae; Streptophyta; Magnoliopsida; Solanales; Solanaceae.